Parnassius apollo (apollo) is the source of this 114-nucleotide messenger RNA. NCBI's taxonomy places the organism in Eukaryota, Metazoa, Arthropoda, Insecta, Lepidoptera, Papilionidae. The record is from the annotation of a GenBank genome assembly.
AUGUCAAAUUGGAAAGCAAACAAUAAUCCGCCUGCAGACUUCAUCCACAUGCUUUAUGCUGAUGAUGAUGAAGAUCUAUCGGAGGACAGUGAGUUUGAGCCCGAUGAUGAUGAG